UUUUCAUAAUGAUUUUGCAUUUGUCACCAGUUGGAUAGCUAGGGCCAUAGACAACAAGAUAGGUGACAGUUACCGAGAUUGUGAAGUUCACAAGUUAAGUAGAUACCACAGCAAAGUGAGAAUGGUGACUAACGAGGACCAGAAGGUUCCAUCAUCUGCAUUGUUCAACCUGUUACAAUCAAGUCCGAAAGUUACGGAACGCAACACCAGCGGGCUGAUCCCAGAUUUACCCUAUAUGAAUGAAGAACCAAUGUCUGUGGACAGUAGACAGGUGCUCCCUGACAUUGACUGCCUUUUCAAUGACAUUCGCAUAAACAAUGAGGCAAAAAGGUGCAUAAAAGUAGAAAUUCCAAAUGAUUCCGAAUACAGUGCAUUCCAAUUGGAGGAGAGCAAUCUUUUGGACCUGGACCAGCCUCUCCAGGGUGAUGAAGUAACUUUCUAUGACGAGUCCUCCUUGUAUCUUAACACUAACGUGAAAGUUAAAACAGAAGUGCAAUACUACAACACAACAGACGACAUCGCAGCAGACGAGAAAUUUCAGCUGCAAAGAAUGGAAUCGAUGGUGUUUGAGCAAGUCAGUAAAGACAUUGAAUUCGCCUGCAAAAUCUUAGAUAUACCUGAAGACCCAUCAUGCUGGACGGUAGAUAAUGUUCAGAAGUGGGCAGUGUGGACGCUGAAGCAGUACAAUCUCCUCUCGUAUCACGCGGAGAGUUUUCGGUUGCCAGGGAGCACGUUACAAGCCAUGACAGAGGCCGACUUCGCCAGACAUUCCCCCCAAGCGGGACCAACCCUAUACGCUCAGUUAGAAAUAUGGAAAAAUGCUUUCAAGUGCAAUAUGUCGUCGAGCUCAAGCACGGCAUCUCUGUCCCCUUCUUAUUAUCCCAGCUACUGUGGACCUCUGGUGACAGAUUUUGGUACUAUGCAGUCCACUUCCCAAGACCCGUUCCUGGGUAGUGUCCCUGAACGCCACACGGUGUCUCCCCACCCAAGCGAGGACAGCCUGGACAGCCAUGGCAGCUCAUACUGCUCCACUGAUGUGGGAUUUUCCUCAGAUAAAGGCGUUGAAACGACCUCUAGCGGAAGACACACCAUUCAUUUGUGGCAGUUUUUGAAAGAGUUGCUCAUGGAGCCUGGUUGCUAUGGCAACUGCAUAAGAUGGGUGGACCGAUCAAAAGGUAUUUUUAAGAUUGAGGAUUCCGUCAAGGUAGCGCGUCUGUGGGGGAAACGCAAGAACAGACCAGCAAUGAACUACGACAAACUGAGCAGAUCUAUUCGUCAGUAUUACAAGAAAAGAAUUAUUAGGAAAACUGAACACUCCAAGAGACUGGUAUACCAAUUUUGCCCAGGCUAUUUGUAAACUUUACAGUGACAUUUCCAGAACUAUAUAUACCAGUUCUGCUCUGAUAAUUCAACCGUGACGCAGAAGGAAGUGGGCGUGAACCCAGCCAUUGCCCCCACGGUACCAGAACUGACCAGGGAGGUAUGAGGACCAUCCUAUGCACUUUACAGACCCCCCAUCCCCCAGGGGAGGAGCAACCACUGUUGUCUUAUGUCUCAAUUGUCACUCAUAAGUAAGGAAAGUAGGGGGAGAUCUGAUCAAAGAAAAAAGGAAACUAGUUUGUUUUAAAUGCCAAAGACAUCUUUACGCUAAUUAAAUUGGGCAUAAUUAAGCUCCUAGUGACCAAGGCUUGUGCAGGUUACCAACCACCUGCCUGGCUACAAAUGUCUGGUGCUUUUUUAAAAGAUUUAAAAGAUUUUUAAAAAGAUUUAAUGCAUAUAGAUGAGACACAAGAACAAGAUGUAGGGAAAUGAUCUCGAAGAGCUAUUUUUAUAAAGAGAAUUCUUGUUUUGAUAUGCAAAAUAUUCAAGUGCCAUUUAUCUUUGUACAAUAUGUAGAUAUCAAUUCCUGUCGACCAUGUGCGCCCAUAUUUUAAAAUCAUUACAGCAUUAAUUCUACUUCGUUGAUCCGCACAAGUCGCGUACAAUCACUGUAAAAGCUGUAUACAUGUACAUAGUGUAUCUAUAUUGUAAAAAUUGUAUUUUUUAUGACGAAGACACCAAAGACAAUUUGAUGGCCAAGAUGCAAAAAGAAACGAGAUGCGUCAUGUAUUAUAUUUCAAAGAUAUGUUCCGUAUUGCAUCAAGCUGUAUCCACGACUUACUCGAUCACCAGAUCGUUUUUUAAAGCAAUAAAAGAACAAGUUCACAGAAAUGGA
Lingula anatina is the source of this 2215-nucleotide messenger RNA. Its product is annotated as SAM pointed domain-containing Ets transcription factor. Gene Ontology annotation, biological process: regulation of transcription by RNA polymerase II; cell differentiation. The record is from RefSeq and is a predicted model, not a curated record. Lineage: Eukaryota; Metazoa; Brachiopoda; Lingulata; Lingulida; Lingulidae. Gene Ontology annotation, cellular component: nucleus. Gene Ontology annotation, molecular function: DNA-binding transcription factor activity, RNA polymerase II-specific; sequence-specific DNA binding.